This is a messenger RNA of Capsicum annuum, 439 nucleotides long. Its product is annotated as ATP synthase epsilon chain, chloroplastic-like. The transcript has a single exon. Gene Ontology annotation, molecular function: proton-transporting ATP synthase activity, rotational mechanism. Bases 7 to 369 code for a protein of 120 amino acids. Gene Ontology annotation, biological process: proton motive force-driven ATP synthesis. NCBI's taxonomy places the organism in Eukaryota, Viridiplantae, Streptophyta, Magnoliopsida, Solanales, Solanaceae. The record is from RefSeq and is a predicted model, not a curated record.
GAAGAAAUGACCUUAAAUCUUAGUGUACUGACUCCUAAUCGAAUUGUUUGGGAUUCAGAAGUGGAAGAAAUAAUGUUAUCUACUAAUAGUGGUCAAAUUGGCAUAUUACCAAAUCACGCCCCUAUUGCCAUAGCUAUAGACAUAGGGAUUUUGCGAAUACGCCUUAACAACCAAUGGUUAAUGAUGGCUCUGAUGGGUGGUUUUGCUAGAAUAGGCAAUAAUGAGAUCACUAUUUUAGUAAAUGAGGUGGAGAAGGGUAGUGACCUUGAUCGACAAGAAGCCCAGCAAGAUCUUGAAAUAGCGAAGGCUAAUGUGAAAAAGGCUGAAGGAAGGAGACAAAAAAUUGAGGCAAAUCUAGCUCUCCGAUGAGCUAGAACAUGGGUAGAGGCUAUCAAUCCGAUUUCAGAACUAGUUAGUAUGACUAGUUAGUACGUUCGAA